AUGUCAAAGAAAAGGGAUGACGACGAAGCAAGUAGUGAAGACAUAGAUGGGGUCGAGACUGGUUUUGUUGAGUCGGACAUGAAGCUUAAAGCCAAUCAUUUAGAACUUCCGAUGUGGGUGUGUACGCAGUCGCGUAUUUUUGUCGAGACGUCGAGUGAUUUAUUUGAUGAAGUGAGUGAAUUACUGAAUCGUGUAGCUGAAGCUGCUAGUCGUCUGAAAUACAUUCAUGAAUACCGACUGACCGACAACUCAAUCAUGACAGCGUUUUCCUUUGGGAUGACACCUGAGGAGUUAAUCAUCUCACUGGACAAGUAUUCCAAAAACAUUCUUCCAGACAAUGUGAAGAGUCAAAUUCGACAAGUUGGAGAGAAGAAUCAGAAUCUCCGCCUUGUGUUGAUCAAUGGGAAGUAUUACCUUCAAGCGGAAACGGAGGACCAACUUAAAAACGUGUUGGAUGAAAAGAUCAAGACGUACUGCAACUCGAGUAUCACCGAAGUGAAGGAAGGAGAGGACUUAUACAAAGACCUUGACUUAAAUCGGAGUGUCUGCAUUGUCGAGAUAAAGCCGGAGUGUGUAUUCAAGUUGAAGAAGAGGUGUAAAAAGAAAAAGAGGAAUACACGCAUUUAUGAGGAGUACCACUUCUUGAAGGACAAACAGAAAGAACUCUUUGGAGAACUUCGGAGUGAUUGUCUUCAUCCGCAUCAGGCAAAAGCACUUCAACAAAUGUUUGACAAUGAAAUAGCGCGGAGUGGGAUCAUUGUGUUGCCGUGUGGUUCUGGGAAGACACUGACUGCUAUUGCAGCUUGUAUGAAAAUCAAACGGUCUGCCGUUGUGAUUGGCAAUUCGACGCAGAGUGUGUUGCAAUGGAAAAAUGAAUUUUUGCGGUGGUCUACUGUGAAGGCCGAGUCUCUCAAGCUGUGUAUUUCCGACAAAAAGGAACAACUUGGUGAUGAUGCGUGUAUUCUGUUCACUACAUAUUCGAUGCUUUCAUUUUCUGGGACACGACAAUAUGACGGCCAGCGGAUUGUGAAUGACUUAAUGAAGAGGGAAUGGGGAAUGAUUAUCUUUGAUGAAGUGCAGAGUGCCCCGACGGAAAGAGUUCGAGACUUUUGUAAUGGUAUUAAGGCGCAAUGUAAAUUGGGAUUGACUGCUACCCUUGUGAGAGAAGAUAAGAACAUUAACGAACUUGAGUUCAUGAUUGGGCCAAAGUUGUAUGAAGCGUCAUGGCAAGACCUUGCCAAUCAAGGGUAUAUUGCAAAGGCGAAAUGCUUUGAAAUACUGUGUCCGAUGUCAACGUCGUUUUAUACUGAAUAUGUCAGUGCGGAGAAGAAUAUUGAGAGAAGGUUACUUUCUGUGAUGAACUCGAAUAAGGUGGACGCGUGCAAAUUCCUUGUGAAACAACACUUAGCACAUGGAGACAAAGUCAUUAUCUUCUGCGAUGAUCUUGCACCUGCAAGUUACUACUCUAAGAAAUUGAAUUGCGUCUUGAUGGACGGGAAAACGCAAGAAGAGAAAAGAAGAAAGAUCUUGGAUGGGUUUAGAAAUGGAGAACACAAAGUCGUGCUAUUCACACGUGUUGCGGAUGUGUCCAUUGAUCUGCCAGAUGCGUCAGUAGCAAUUCAAUUGAGUUCGAAUGGCGCGUCGAGGAGACAAGAGGCGCAACGUCUGGGUCGAAUUUUGAGAGCAAAGAAGGGAGCCGCGUCUAAUCGAGCGAACGCAUACUUUUACACACUAACAUCACAAGACACUCGUGAGAUGUACUUUUCACAGAAGAGACAACACUUCUUACUUGAUAAAGGGUAUGUCUUUAAAACAAUCAACUUGCAGAAAAUUAUGCCCCUCAAACCUGAGAAUAAGAAGCAAGACCAAAUUGUCAUCAAUAACAUUAUUAAUAAGUGA
This is a messenger RNA of Entamoeba invadens IP1, 1899 nucleotides long. Its product is annotated as DNA repair helicase XPB2, putative. Gene Ontology annotation, molecular function: DNA binding; 3'-5' DNA helicase activity; hydrolase activity. The record is from RefSeq and is a predicted model, not a curated record. Gene Ontology annotation, biological process: nucleotide-excision repair; transcription initiation at RNA polymerase II promoter. Bases 1 to 1899 code for a protein of 632 amino acids. NCBI's taxonomy places the organism in Eukaryota, Evosea, Mastigamoebida, Endamoebidae. Gene Ontology annotation, cellular component: transcription factor TFIIH holo complex; nucleotide-excision repair factor 3 complex; transcription preinitiation complex. The transcript has a single exon.